AUGAACGAUACCCCAGAAAUAUACCCGCUUGGCAGGGACAAGGCUGAGUCCAGUCGAAUAUGCCUUGUUGAAGCCCGGGAUUCCUUGAACACCAAACGCUUCUCCCCAGACCGCUGCUUCCACGGUUUUGAUAUAUCUUCUACCCAGUUUCAUUUAUCCCUUCCCGCAGGGAUUGGGUUCUCAGUGCAGGAUAUCUUGAACUCGUUCCCAGUCGAGCAUCAUAAUCGUUAUGACUUGGUAUAUGUUAAGAUGCUUGUUACAGCAAUUAAAAAUACCGAGUAUCGGGAUGCCGUGAAGAUUCAGUUGACAAUGUUAAGUAUAACCCGGUGGCUCCGUUCCAUUGGGUUAAGCUCGACUGCUCUGCCCUCCCAAAUUUCUAAGGAUUCCCAAAAUCCUAGCUCGGCUAUUAUAGUAUCCUCAUGGCUGAGAUUCUUUCAGCUGAAUGGAGUCAGUGAAUCUGCUCCGUCCAUAAUAGAGGACGCAUAUGACGAUUCAGGGCUGGUGGAUAUCGUUAACACGUCCUUUUCCCUGGAUGGACGUGGCGAGGACCUAAAAGCUAAGGCGCAGAAAUGGCAGAUGCAGGCCUUUCUGGCGGACACAGAAACGAUUAUGCUAGAAAUCGGGUUGGAAGGCGAUUCUGAGGAGGCGCAACAGAGAGCUGAGGAAGCGAAUAGAAAUCUGGGUACUCAUUUCGCUGAAGGUGGUGUUGUGGGAUUCUGCUUUGGCAGUGUAGUUGGUCGGAAAAUGGUCUCAUAUGCCCUGAUAAAGGAUAUUUUAGGACAUCUUACACUGGAACCGGCUGGCUCACGCGCUGUAAGGGUGGCUCUUAUGGUCUUAUUCCGACAUCAAUAA
Messenger RNA from Aspergillus vadensis CBS 113365, 852 nucleotides. RefSeq lists its product as uncharacterized. The transcript has 3 exons. The record is from RefSeq and is a predicted model, not a curated record. Lineage: Eukaryota; Fungi; Ascomycota; Eurotiomycetes; Eurotiales; Aspergillaceae. The coding region runs from base 1 to 852 and encodes 283 amino acids.